Messenger RNA from Corticium candelabrum, 3716 nucleotides. RefSeq lists its product as uncharacterized. The transcript is spliced from 15 exons. The record is from RefSeq and is a predicted model, not a curated record. Gene Ontology annotation, biological process: protein phosphorylation; positive regulation of kinase activity; multicellular organism development. Bases 287 to 3466 code for a protein of 1059 amino acids. Gene Ontology annotation, molecular function: ATP binding; transmembrane receptor protein tyrosine kinase activity. Gene Ontology annotation, cellular component: plasma membrane; signaling receptor complex. Lineage: Eukaryota; Metazoa; Porifera; Homoscleromorpha; Homosclerophorida; Plakinidae.
UUGUGGUCAAAACUGGAACAUUGCUCUUGCUCACAUUGCGUGCAAAGAAUUGGGUUACCCGAAAGCUGUUGAAUCUUUCACUAAUUAUUUCUACAAAGGAGAAAAUAUAUCUCAUUGGGCAAGUGAAUUUAAUUGUACCGGAAUAAAAUCUUCGUUGGUAGAAUGCUCGUUCAAAGAACGAAACAAGGAAUAUUGUGGUGGAGAUAAUGGACUAGCAGGAGUUAAAUGCGAUAAUCAAACUGUCCGCCUAAGUGACGGAAAGCAUGCAAAUGAAGGAAGAGUGGAAAUGUUUUAUCAAGCCGAGUGGAACAACGUCAAUCGUGAUAGUUGGCGUUUCAAAGAUGCUAACGUAGUAUGUCGUCAGCUGGGCUACGUACGAGCUACGAAUGUAAGCUUACCAGGCUAUGAUGGUCAAGGAUCAAGACAAACGACAUACGUCAUCGACUGCACUGGAUCCGAGAGCAAACUUACAGAUUGUCGACUCAAUGUUUGGAGGGGCGAACGUCGUAAAGAUGCAGCAAUCAUUUGCGCAAGUGUGAGAAUUCUUGGCGGACCCACGUCGGCAGAAGGAACUUUUCAGUUGCGAUACAAAAACGACUGGUGGCCUAUUUGCGGCAAAAACUGGAAUAUUGCUUAUGCUCACAUUGCGUGCAGAGAAAUGGAUUACCCCAAAGCUGUUGCAUCGGUUACAAAUUAUUCCUACAAGCACGAAAAUAUAUCUCAUUUCGCAAGCUAUUUUAAUUGUACUGGUAACGAAUCAUCACUGAUAGAAUGCUCAUUCAAAGAACAAACUGAAGAAUAUUGUGGUCAUAAUUCACUAGCAGGAAUCAAAUGUGAUAAUAAAACAGUCCGCCUCUUUGACGGAGAGCAUUCCGCUGAGGGUAGAGUGGAAAUGUUUUAUCAAGCGGAGUGGAACAACGUACAUGGUGAUGGUUUCAGUUUCAACGAUGCUAUUGUAGUAUGUCGUCAGCUCGGAUACGAAACUUUUCACAAUGUACUUUCACCUGGCCGCUUUGGUCGAGGAUCAAGACAGACGACAUACGUCGUCGACUGCUUUGGAUACGAGAGAAAACUUAGAGAUUGUCGACUCGAAGUUUGGGAAGGACAAGAUCGUUACGGCGCCGCAAUCGUUUGCUCUGCGAAAUGCAAGACUCUUAAUGUAGACCAUGGUGAAGUCUCCUUGAGUGAAUCUGGACCAAUACCUGCGGCAAUCGCAAAUAUCACCUGCCACAACGGUUACAUACUUCAAGGUUCUCCAAGCCGGACUUGUCAAGAAGACCAUCAGUGGAGCGGAAAUGAAUCACAUUGCUUACCUGUUCUAUGCAAGAAUCUUUCUCCAGUGCUAAACGGCGAUAUCUCUUUGACCGCAAAUGAAACUGUGGUUGGAUCAGUCGCGAAUAUUACGUGUCACGACGGUUACAUUUCUCGAGGUUUAGAAAAAAUAACGUGUGGAGCUAAUCAAGAAUGGAGCGGAAUUCCGACAACUUGUUCUAUUUGUCAUGACUGGUCAGCAAGUAUUAUGAUUGUCAUGAUUACAGUUGUGUUGGUAUCACUACUCGUUCUCUUCAUAAUAUAUAUGCGAGCCUUUACAUGUCGUUUCAGAGAAAAGAUUCGUUCAUUUGCCUUUAUCUUGCUAAUAGCAAUAACGGCGAUGUCAAUUAUUGUUAGUUACAUCAUUGUCGCUACUGAUGCAGUCUUUGUUUGCGAUAAUCGAGUUUUUGACUUUCUGAUUAACGUUUGCAACGGAGUGUAUUACUCAAUCUUGACGGUGUGGUUGGCGUCACAACUAAGCGCAAACUCAACAAUUCAAAGCAAUCUUUUCAGAUUUAGUGCAACUUGCUUACUCGUCAUAGUGCAAUUAAUUAUUGCAUGGCUAGGUCAUUUUGCAAACAGCAAACUCGGACACAAAGGGACAGGAUCAUUGGUGAAGUUUUGUUUCGAUGAACGAAGCAACGCUACUGUGGCGAUGUCAUAUGGAUACGGAUUUGUUCUUAUGCUUCUGAGUGUUGGGCUGGUUGGUGUCUUUCUCUAUCGAAACAGAAUCUACUACGACAGGAAGGAAACCAUAACAAUUGCGUCUUUCGUAUUUAUAAUUGUAGCAGCCGUGAGUACAAAUGCGGUAGCACAUGUGUACGUUUUGUGGGCAACCGACGAAGAGGACUGUGGAAUCUGCGCAAAUUUCUAUGUUCUUUUGGCUCUAUUUCCUGCAAAAAUGUCAGUUAUUUGCUGUAGCUAUGGACGUUUAAUAUCAAGGUAUAUUACGCACAGCAGCAGAGAAACAGUAAAUGAGAAAGAUACGAAUGUAAUAGAACUUAAACCUCAUUCAUUUCAAAAAUAUCCAGAGUUGAGUAUUACGAAACGAGAGUUCAUGUUUAACGAAAGACAAACAGAGGAACUAAACUCUGUGGCUAUCCAUCCAAGUCAGCUGCAAGUAGAGAAGAAGGUGGGGAGAGGAAACUUUGCAGCCGUCUAUAAAGCGGUUAUGAACGAAAAUGAAGUCGUCGCUUUGAAAGUUCUUCGAGGUAAUGAUAAUCAGAAAGCAAUAGAUUAUUUUGUUGGCGAAGGCCUGCAAAUGAAAGAGUUUGAUCACCCCAACGUUAUGCACUUGAUUGGCAUUUGCUGGCAACGACACAACUUGGACGGAUUACCAGGAACUGCUCCAGUCAUUGUUUUGCCUUACAUGGAACUUGGUGACUUAAAGAAGUUCCUUAGAAACGAGCAUGUAAACGAUAUGAAAGAUGAAAAGAUCGUCGAUCUCUUUUUGAUGUUAAAGUUUGCUCUACAGAUAGCAAAGGGUAUGGAAUACUUGGCAAAUAGAUGGAUCAUUCACCGAGACCUUGCCACUAGAAACUGCAUGCUGGAUUGGAACACAAAUGUUCGAGUCGCAGAUUUUGGUUUGGCUCAUACCCUGGCUGAAGGCAAAGACUACUACCGUACACACAAGCAGUUAGAGCUUCCUGUAAAAUGGAUGGCUCCAGAAAGUUUAUCUCAUCGUGUAUUUACUACACAAUCAGAUGUUUGGUCUUAUGGUGUCACGAUUUGGGAGGUGCUAACAUUUGCACAAGUACCAUACUCGGAACUCGGUAACAGCCAAGUUCUCUCUUAUAUUACAAGUGGCGGGAGGAUGUCACAACCUGAAAUCUGCCCACAGGAAAUAUACGAUAUCAUGAUGCAAUGUUGGCAUUUCGAAGCAAGUGAUCGCCCUUCCUUCACAACCAUUGCCAACAACAUAGAAACAUUUCUGACCGCCCACAGGAAUUACUUGAUCGUGAACGCUGAAGUUCAGCAACCAAAAAGUGAAGAAGCGUUUCUCGAGCAACCAGACGUCGCUAAAGCGACUGAUGCAACAACCAUUAAUGACAACUCAGUCAAAUCUCAGAAUCGUGAAGCAAGUCAGGAGAAACCAGACAUGACUGACGCUGAGAAAGCUGAUGAUGCAGCGCCUCAAAAUGGGACUAAUGUUUGACUCGACCACUUCAGUUUAUUAAUUAAUUAAACAACGAGCUGAAACAGAUAAGUAGCAAGUAAUGAUGUGAUGAGUAAGAAUUAAGUAUGAAUGUGAUGAUCUCCUGCAUAAGUGAUUUGCGAAUGGUAGAAUAGAGGAUAAGAGAAGAGGUGUGGGGUUAGAGUACAACACCUAGAAAUGUUGUUUAAGUUUUGACAAUACCAAAUUGUGAUAUUGUGUUGCAACAAUUUAUUUGUUGUAUACAGAAAUU